AUGAUACUUAGCAGAAUUAUUGGAAGGACUAUAUUACGGGCACCGAGGGUGAUAAUGCCAACAGUGCGGCCUUAUUCAGCCCCGGGAAGCCCAUUGGAUCCCUCGAAGGAACCCACUCUCAACUACUUCCAAAACCGAGCACCUCCUCCCCAGAUGGACCCGCAAUUGGCCCAUUAUUACAAGAAACCAGCCAGAGAACACAAGAAUAGGUUUGUUCUAGUGGGAUUGCUUGUUGGAAGCGUAUAUCUGGCUUAUGAGCUGUUCUGGCCGAAGCACACGUUUCCAUCUCCGGUUGCCAAAACGCUAAGACUGGCGUUGUGGGCUGAAAGUGACAAGGAAAAUCACAACUAUGCGAAAGCAGCGGGUCUGUAUAUCCAAGCGUUGGAAGAAAUGGAAGAAUUUGAAAUGGACAAAUGUUCUGAUGAGUACACAGGUGUUGAGCUCAAGCUCAUGGAGAUGUACCAGAAGACCUCAGAUACCGCGAGAUGCGUUGCUGUUUUGAACCAAAUAGCAGAUCGCUAUUUUGAUAGGAUAUAUGGGUUCGUGAAAGAUAGCGCGGAUGAAGACGAAGAGCUCAUCAGACACUACAUGGAGAAAGAUCUAAGAGUGGUGUUUCUGCUAGGAGAGACUUGUCGUCCAGACGUGGCAUUGGAGAUUCUUUUGAAGCACCUUAUUCUAGCUGAGAUGCUGGUAACGAGAUUCCCACCUCUGUUUGAGGUGAUGAGACCCCAGAUGGACAAGGAGAUGCACUGGAUCACGGAGCCGUUUCAUGUGUACGAUAAGUCGGACUCCAUAAAAGCGUACAACGAUAAGCCCUCCAUCUUAAUUCAGAAUAGUGGAAUCUCCUAUUCGGGUAAAAUGGACUCUGCCAAAUCUGUUCUAUUCACCGAGCCCUGGAUGCCGUUUCGUGAUACCUUCUUCAUGUGUCGCCUGCAAUACGAGAGACUGUGUAUCUUGACCAAUGACUACGACAAAUACUUUACAUCUGCGGUGAAGACGAUCGAAUGGAUGGCACUAUCGCGCACUAUGGAUACGCAGAUCUUGAUUGCCCAAUUGAACCUGGCUGCCGGACUUUUCACUUGGUCGUUAUUGCUGAAGCAGAAGGCCGAGGUCAUUGCUACCAAAAGCUCCGAACUGUCUGAAACAGUAGAGAGUUUGUCCCAGAAACAACAGGAGGUUUCCGAAUCUCUGAUCCAUGACAUUUUGAAGUACGGUGGUUUGGACGAGAUUAUCCAGGCCGAGGCCAAAUUACAGCUGGGAAAUAUUGCAUUGGCCAGAGGACAGCUUGGCAGUGCAGAGAAACUGUUGAAGGAGGCAAAAUCUCAGGCCGUAAGGCUCAAGAUGGAGUCGACAUUGCACCAUAUUGGACUUGCCUUUGAGGCCUUGAGAGCAAGUAAAGAGGACGAGGCUGGUUCGAGCGAGAAGAUCAAGACAAUCGAGCCAAGUGAGCCAAUCACGUCCAAAGAUAUACAGGAAUGA
Molecule: messenger RNA, 1479 nt
Organism: Kuraishia capsulata CBS 1993
Lineage: Eukaryota; Fungi; Ascomycota; Pichiomycetes; Pichiales; Pichiaceae
Exons: 1
Coding region: 1-1479 (492 amino acids)
Biological process (GO): protein quality control for misfolded or incompletely synthesized proteins
Cellular component (GO): i-AAA complex
Molecular function (GO): misfolded protein binding
Source: RefSeq, a predicted model, not a curated record